Molecule: messenger RNA, 6175 nt
Organism: Scylla paramamosain (green mud crab)
Lineage: Eukaryota; Metazoa; Arthropoda; Malacostraca; Decapoda; Portunidae
Product: tigger transposable element-derived protein 4-like
Exons: 5
Coding region: 573-3182 (869 amino acids)
Cellular component (GO): nucleus
Molecular function (GO): DNA binding
Source: RefSeq, a predicted model, not a curated record
CCGCAGCACACGCGCAGUCUGAGCCGCGCAAACAUGGACGCGUGAAGCUCCCUUUUUAUAGCGAAUUUCCAGCAUGAAGUGCUGUGUAAAUUGGUGUGUGUUGUGAUUGGUCACUGCAUUUUAUGACACAACAGUUAGUACUUGUGACUGGAGAACCCUAAACAUGUAGUGACUUGUGGCUGAGUGCUAUGAAGGUGUGGCAGCAAGAGGACACUCAACACUCACUGCAGGCCACCGCCGCAGGGAGGCUGUGGUGCCACUGCACUGCCACCAAGACACGCAAGAAAAUCCAUAUGAGAGAGCAGUGAUGCAGUGAGCCCACCAUGGAGAUACAGUGCCAAGUGGACACUCACCUCACUGCUGAUGAAUGUACUUAGUCUGCAAUCAACAGCCUCCAUUGUUUGCACCCUCAGUGUACUGUGCUGCUUCAGCCAGUAAAUGUGACAACUGGCAGCGGCGUUGUGUACUGCUCACCCCGCUGACUUUGUUCCUUGCUGGGCGUUGUGUGUGUGUCUUGGGUUGGGGUGGCGGUGUUGAGGUUGUGUGUUGUUACAAAUGUUGUAAAAGCCUUCAUGGUUGGCAGCACAAUGGAUGACAUGCAGCGCCUCACCACUCCCUGUGCUGACCUUGAGAGGCUGGCUGCCGCUGCUGCCACCAUGGGCUACUCCUCAGACUCCCUGCCAGUAUCAGCACACCACCUGCCAGCCAGCACUGCACCCCCCAGCUCCCUGGCCUCCCUCAUGCCCCAGUACCCCGACCCCUAUGACCUCUCACGGGCCCAGUAUGCCACCCGCAUCACUGAGUACCCCGCCCGGCCUAUGUAUGAACAGCCACGGACACCCCACUCCACCCCCACACCGCCUGCCACCACCCAGCACCAGCACAGCCUCUCCCCAACCCACACCACCCACACCACCCACUCCUCCCUGGUCACCCGAGCUUCGCAGUACAAUGUGGACCGAGCUGCAUUCACCCACAUGGCCAGCAGGGGACAGCAGGAGCCUCAGCAGCAGCAGCAACAGCAGCAGCAACAGCAGCAGCAGCAGCAGCAGCAGCAGUACACAGCAGUGACAGUGUCUGGCAGCAAUGCAGGAGUGGCUGUCCAGUAUGGUGAUGUAAAGGCUGUCACCAGCGUAGCAGUGCCACACACCCAGACACUGUCCCUGCCAUCCCCUGCGUCCCCCGCCCCCUCAAGCAAUGCGGUGUCGCAGGCUGUCACACAGGCCGUUAUGACCUUCGUCCAGGAUGGAAACUUCUCCAUGGAGCCCUCCCUGCCUCUCCCUGUCCCACCGCAGGAAAAAAAGACCAAGAAGAAGGAAAAGAAGCCUGAGGGGGAGGCCAAGGAAAAAAGAGGAGAAAGCCCCCCAGCAGAAGCUAGUGCUCUAGGGGAGGGCACCAGCAUGGAGGGCAGUGCCAAGAUGAGCUUGGCUGAGGUGCCGGAGCCGGUGCUCAUAGAUGGCAGGAAGUACUAUGUGUGCGGCGUGUGUGACGUCAGGUUCCUGCGCAAGUACCAAUUCCGGCGGCACCUCAUAUCUCACACUGGGGAGAAGCGGGGUGCCCUCUCCCUGGAGACCAAGGUGGAGAUCAUCCGCCGCAUACAGUCUGGGGAGAAGCAGGUGGACCUGGCUAUGGAGUACAAUGUGGGGCGGUCCACCCUCAGCUUCAUCAUGAAGCAUGCCGACAAGUUCCUCGGAGUGUGGAAGAACGGGAAGUUCCACCCGGAGAGCAAGAGGCUGCGUGGUGCCCAGAGGGAGGAUGUGGAGGAGGCCCUGUAUGAAUGGUACAAGCAGGCCCUGCAGAUGAACCUGACCAUCACGGGCCCCAUCCUGUGCCAGAAGGCCAAGGACUUUGCCCUUAAGCUGGGCUACAAGGAGUUUAAGGCCACACACGGCUGGCUGGAUCGCUUCAAGCACAGGAAGAACAUCGUGCUGGGCCGAGGGAAGCCCAUCAAGGACAAGGAGGGGCAGGAGGACAACGAGGAGCUCAAAGGGGACUUCACUGGCCAGGUUCUGCCCAGUGCCCUGAUGGAGUUUGAGGCCAAUGAUGUGUUUCAUGCGGAUGAGGUUGGCCUUCUGUACCGAAUCCUUCCCAACAAGAUCUCUCCACUGCGGGGGAACAGGUGCGCCGGUGGCAGCAAGAGCAAGCACCGGGUGACUGUCCUGAUGUGCACUAACAUGACAGGCACUGAGAAGUUCCCACUGCUGGUAAUCGGCAAGCACCCCAAGCCCAAGUGCUUCAAGAAUGUGAAGAGCCUCCCCGUGCAGUACCUGGCCAAUCCCAAGUCCUGGAUGACCACGGAGAGCUUCACCGCCUGGCUGCACGACCUGGACUCCUGGUUUGUGCAGCAGAACAGGAAAGUGCUCCUCAUUCUCUCCUCGCGCCCCAUCCACCCUAAGGCCCCCAAGCUGAAUGCAGUGCGGGUGCUCACCAGCCCACAGACGUUCAUUGGCCCCUGCAAGCUGGGCAUGGCUCACUCCCUCAAGAGAAACUACCGGCGGGCUGUGCUGGAGAUGCUCCUCAACUUUAUGGAGGAAGAGAAUGUCAAGAAAAAGAAGAAAGGAAGAUGUCCCUCAAUGCAGCUCAACUUGCUGGCCUGCCUACACCUAUUGGCAGCAGCCUGGCAUGCUGUCACUGAUGUCACCAUCAACAACAGUUUCCAGCGGUCUGGCAUUGGGAAGUAUGCUCUCUGGGGCAUGAAUCUCAUUCCUGAAACCAAUCUGGGCACUGAAAAUCUGGAGCUGCUCCAUAAGCUGAAGUCCAAAGGCUUCAAGAUCCCUGACGGCAUCACAUUUGAUGAGUAUGUCACCUUUGAUAGCGAUGUACAAGUGUGUCACUUGAUGGAUGAUGACGACAUCAUUGCAGCUGUGACGGGUGCCGAUGUGGAGUCCUCAGACAGUGAGGAGGAGGAGGACCCACCGGAAGAUGAGAAGGUGAAGGUGGAGCGGAGGGACAAGGUGGAGCAGGGCGACAACAGCAGUGAGGCAAUACCCAGUGAGGAGGCAGAGGCGGGGCCCCCCAUGACAGAGGUGGACUCCAGCCUGGACACCCUGCGGCAGCACAUCCAGUACCAGGAGGGAGCUCAGGAGAUGUUCCGGGUGUUGGCACACUUGGAAUUCCUGAUCCAUAAGGGCUCCAGCCGUCCCCCAGUGGCCAUUGCUGCCACAGAAGCCACCACCACUUGAGACUGUUGCGUGGCAGAGGGCAGACACAGGACUUGGGACUAGUGUUAUGUGGGAAGUACUUGUGAUAACUUCCCUGUGAGGAACAUUCAUCUUUCUCAACAAUAACUUAAAGGUGUACUGCGAUACCUGGAUACAUAAAGUGAGGUGACAAACCUUAAGUAAAUCAAAAUACUUUCCUAUGCCCUGAGUAUUGACUAUGGGAUUGAAACAGGCAUUCCCCAUCCUGAGUGUGUCAUAACAGAACUAAUCAUUUCUAUAUUUAUAAAGUAAUAACAUUGGCACUUAACAUUGACUUCAUAGGUGAUUCAAGUGUCAUUCUUCUGUCAGGAUCUCACAGCUGUUGAGUUGUCCAUGUGCCUGAGAGGGGAGUGCCGUGUGGGGGUGUGCCGCCUGUGGGAGAGGCAACAAGGACCAGAUGAAGCCACUUGGUGUUUUUUUGCACAAACAAAACAACUGUGAUCUUUUGAAAUUCCUUACUAUAUAAGAUAGAGUGUAAGUUACUUAGAAAUACUGUGAGGAGAGUUCUGAAAAAUUCUUUAGUUUUUUACCUUAGUUGAGUAGGAUGCAUUUAAAUUAAGAACAAAAAUAUCCAUCCCUUGAGUGAAAACUAUUAAACAAAGGCAACACAGCAGGGCCACACACUUCCUGACUAGCGUUUGUGUUGAUAGGGAUCAGAAGAGAAAGAAGAAUUCUCAGGGAGGUAAUGCCAGCUCAUGAAAUAAGUCAUUUGUCCCUGAGUGGCAGGAACAUCAUAGAAGGUGCCAUAAGUAAUUGUAUCUUUGUGACGUGAUCAUGAGUUAGAUAUGGAAAACUAAGAUUGAUCCAUAACUAAGCAGGACCAACAUUUAGAAUUCAUGUCAGUACAGAAGGGAAGGGCUGCUGUGGGUACAGAUAUUUGAGUCGGGAGUGAUGUUUGGGGCAUGAUGCCAUGUCGAGGUUAGUGACUUGUAGAGGAAGAGAGUUGGGCAGAAAACCGUUUGAAUGGUACAGGAUUAAUUGAAUUCCAGCAACAAAAGCUCAUUGGAAUUGCUGUAUUAAUAUUGAACUGUUAGAUUUAGGAAAGAUUCACAGUAAAGUUGAUCUCGAGUUGAACUUCAGACAUUCCAUAGUAAAGAAACCAGUGUGAUUGCUGUGCUGGGUGUCAUCAACUCAGGUUCAGUUAUGUUGCCAUCUGAGGACACAGGAACAUGACAGUGCUGUCUUUUGGCACUGCUUUCAUCCACUAGCCUGUGUAUUCCUCUCUUGUUUUAUAAAUCUCACUAAAUUGACCUUACCAGAAGAGUUGUUUAUAUUUAUUUAUUUAUUUAUUUAUUUAUUUAAUUUUAUUUUGUUAUGUAAGAAGGGCACUGGCCAAGGGCAACAAAAAGUUAGAUAAAAGGCCCAUUAGAGUGCUAGUCCCUAAACAGACAUCAGAAAGGAUUAGGAUCAAAUUAUUCAUAUAUAUAUGCAAUGAAUUCACUACCUUACUUUUUUUUUAUGUAUUUUUUAUUUAUUUGUUUAUUUAUAUUUUAUUGUAUUAUUAUUUUAUUUUAUUUUUUUUAAGGAACACAAGGCCAGUUUGUUGCGCUUUGUGAAAUAAGAUGGGAAUACGUUGGCUGAACAUGUGUUGCAGUGACAGUGUUAUCCUGUGCACAGAUCCUCAAUCAGCAACACUACUGGAUGAGAGUCAAUAACACCAAGUAGUGAUGCUCCUGCUGUGGGAGUGUGUAGUCAUGAUAGAUGACUGACAUCAAAUUAGAAUAGACUAUUAAGUGUUGGGUUGUGGUAGGCUAAGGCAGUGGGGGGUAAAGGGGUGAGUCACAAGGAUUGGACUGGACCUUGCCAUCACCGGGUGAGAGAGGUGGAGUUUACGAUGUGUCAGUAGUGUGUAAAUUACUAUUUUUUUUUUUUUUUUCUAGUUCUUCACAAUGUUAAUUAUACAGUGAGGAGUGAGGUAAUAUGUAGGAUUAAGGGGAGGAUUAACCUGUUUGUCAUUGUCUAAUGGGAUUUCUUGAGCAGGAUUUAAAAGAUGUCUUGGUCUUACAACUUGUGUGAGAACAUAAUAAUUCACUCUAAAAAGAUAUACACACAUUUAUUUAUUUUUAUAUUCAUGGGUAAAAAAAUCUUGCACUGAAGCAGGUCUUAGCUUUGUAGAAUUGAGGAUAUUACCUGAAAAUUGUGGGAGUAAUGGUCUAGUGUGUGAAGUGAUGGACAGGCAAGGUGCCUGACACUGUACUUGUGUCCCCACACAGCCAUCUUGUAGUGGUGCCAUCUCUCACCAUGCAUGUAUGUGGUAAAUUGAUUUUAUUUCUUUCUUUCAUAUAUUUUUUCUUUUUUAUUUAUUAUAUAUAUAUAUAUAUAUAUAUAUAUAUAUAUAUAUAUAUAUAUAUAUAUAUAUAUAUAUAUAUAUAUAUAUAUAUAUAUAUAUAUAUAUUACUGUUUCAGUAUAGGUUGAGAAUCCUUUAUUUGAAUUCUGAAAUCUUAAAACCUUUGAAAUCAGAAGUUUUCAAAUGUUAAGAUAAAUAAUUUUAUCAAUAUUUCUUUUGCCAGUGCAGCAAUAAUUAAUUAUACCUUAUGUUUCAUGAAUUAUGUAUAGCAACUUAUAAUUACUCUGUAAUUGUUUUGGUGAUGCAUAUUUUUACUUACAAUACACUAUGAGUCAUAACCAAUUUCUCAAAACACAACCCAUCACAAGGAGAGAUGUUGGUUUGUUCCAGAAAACACAAAACUUCCAGUCCCAAGUAUUACAGUGAAGAGAUUCUCAACCUGUAUUAUCAUCAUUGUUAUUCAGUUUUUAACACGUUCUCACAGCAUGGUGGUCAUAGGUGUUCGUGUAGCGCAGCACUGGCUCCCCGACAGCUGGAGCCAUGCAGCACCCGGGCCAGCUAGGCAAGGUGGUGGUGGUGUGGUAGUGUGCCUCAGCUCUUGUUCCCCCACACACACACACACCAUGAUACUUUUGUACUGAACUUUUGUGAUGGAGAUUACUGACAAAAUAUACCUGUUCAAUUUAG